Messenger RNA from Erinaceus europaeus (western European hedgehog), 1756 nucleotides. Its product is annotated as kelch-like protein 1. The annotation marks the transcript as partial. The record is from RefSeq and is a predicted model, not a curated record. NCBI's taxonomy places the organism in Eukaryota, Metazoa, Chordata, Mammalia, Eulipotyphla, Erinaceidae. The transcript has 5 exons.
GACAGCUUCACUGGGCGGGCUUUCGCCUUUUGCCUGAUAUAUUUUGCGGAUUUUUUUUUUCCUCUCUUUUACAAACUGACUGUAUACAGCCACCGCUUCUCGCUUUGCAGAACGCAUUUGACUUUCUCCAAGACACCUUGCAAGCUCUCUAGGCAUCCUCAGAGAGACCAGGGAUAGGGGCGCAGGUGCACAGAGGAGACUUGAGGUGGGGGAAGCGGGUAGUGCUCUUCUGGGAGACUUGGGGGCUCUUUUUUGCUCGCUGUGCUCUCCAGGAACUGAACUCUGAGCUGCAAAAGGACAGCAGAAUUGACAACUUCCCGACCCCGGCAUCGCCACCCGUGCAUUCCGGGGAGGUGUAUCCAGCUGUAGCCACUUCCCGGGCUUCGGGGGCGCGCAUCUCCCGCCCCCCCCAACCUCCCCGCGCGUUUCAGUAGCUUCAGGGUCGGCCCUCCUCCUUCUUCUCCUCCUCGCGGUCACCACGGCCCCAGAGCUGGGAUUGAGGAUUCUCAGCCCUCGGCGUCCCGUUGGUGUCUCUGCCCCCGCGGGUGGGCUCCCCGCGCACGGUCCCCGCGGACCCGCCCGCAGCCGAGCCACCCGGCGCAGCCGCCCGCGCUCCGGUCUCAGUCUGCGAAUUGGGUGCGCGGCCGCUCCGCCCCGUCUGCGCCAGGCGCGCGGAGCCGCUUUCUUUUCCGCGCCGGGAUCCUCUGGCCUCCCCGGCUGGCAGCUGACCCCGCGGUCUACUCCUGCGUCAGCCAGCUGAGGUCUCUUCGCCUUCCUGCUGUUAAGCAUGUCAGGCUCUGGGCGCAAAGACUUUGAUGUAAAACACAUCCUGCGACUCCGCUGGAAACUCUUCAGUCACCCUUCUCCUUCCUCCAGCGCCCAGGUGGGGGGCGGCUGCCUGCAACCGGACGGGAGCGGCGGCUUUGAGCACUGGGGGCCCAGCCAGAGCCGCCUGCUCAAAAGCCAAGAGAAGGGCAGCGUGGUAAGCACUUUCUGGAAGAAGUCUUCCUCUUCUUCCUCCUCUUCGUCGUCUUCCACGCCGUCCUCUUCCUCGUCUUCUUUCAACCCACUGAAUGGCACCCUCCUGCCCAUGGCCACCAGGCUGCAAGGGGCGCCUGGGCAGGGCACCCAUCAGCCGGCUAGAACUCUCUUCUAUGUAGAGUCCAUAGAGGAGGAAGAGGUGCCAGGCAUGGACUUUCCUGGACCCCACGAAAAAGGGUUGGUCCUGCAAGAACUCAAAGUGGAGCAGGCUAGCUCCAGCCAGGCAACAGGUGAAGGAUGUGGACACAGUCAGUCAGUUAGUAUGUGGGACAUAAAACUUACUUCAAGCAGCAUUCAGCUUAGCAGAGAGCUCUUAGGCCUUCGGUUCUCGAGAGAUAAUAAUUCUGGAUUACAUGUGACAUUUUUUGUGCACAUCAUUUUCAAUAGUCAACUCAACUCUGUCACUCCAACUUCAGACAUGUCUCCUACAUCAUUCCACAUCUCUCCAACUCUAGUGUCUUCAUCUAAUUCUAGGAUGUUGCUUUUCAGUUCAACUUCUGAAAUUGGAGUUAAACAAUGGGAUAAAAAGGUGGAUUUGUACUCUAAGAGAAGUGACUACUUGCAGGAAAUGAGACCAAUGAUUGAACAAAUAGAAAAUGCACAGCAACAGUACAGUCUGAAAGCUAACUGUAUGAAUAACAACAUUAAAAGUAAUGGCUUUAUUCUCAGAAUUGAAAGGCAGAUAUUAUCAGAUCAUGUAUUGAGCAAGACCCAG